AUGACAGACUCCAGCGAGGAUGCUCCAAAGCUUGGCCCGCGUCCCUCACAGCACAUCCCAAAGCCACAGGGGACCCCACUCCCAAAGAAGAUCCUACAGCGCAUCUUUGGGACCAGCCAGGCGUUCCGGAGCUUUGAUGAAAUAAGACCAACGGUCACUGGGUUAACAGUUCCCCUCAAAGUCAGGGAGUACUACUACCGAGGAUAUGAGUGCUUGGAGCAAGAAGACUGGGAGUUGGCUGUGCUGUUCUUCUCCCGUGCCCUCCACCUGGACUCCCAGCUGGUAGACUUCUAUGCCUUAAGAGCCGAAGCCUACAUCCAGCUCUGUGACUUCUCCUCGGCCAUCCAGAACCUGCGAAGGGCCUACGCCUUCCAGCCAGAGAACACCACGUUCCUGAAGCGGCUCACCUUGGUGCUUUACCUGCAGGGCCAGUGCCUGUUUGAGCAGCAUGCCUAUCUGGAUGCCCUGAAUGUCUUCUCGCAAGCGUUUGAGCUCCAGCCCGAUAAACCCUGCUUCCGUUACCGAUGCAUGGCCUGUCUCCUGGCCCUCCAAAGACAUCACGACUGCCUCCUACUUGUCACCAAGGAGGUGAAGCAUGGCACGACCAAUGCCGAUAUCCACAUCUUCCGGGCCAGGCUCUAUAACUUCCUCCAGAAGCCCAACCUCUGCUAUCAAGACCUGCACAGUGCCUUGCUGUUGGAUCCCAAGCACCCACAGGCCAGGUCGCUGCUCAAGAUCAUGGUCAGCCAGGCCCAAAAGUCAUAUCAAGAUGCCAGGAUCCUAGCCGUGCAGGGAAAGCUGCUGCAUGCACUGCAGUGUGUCAACUGUGCCAUCGAGAACAACCCUCUAGACCCCAGACUCUUCCUCUUCAGGGGCACCAUGUACCGACGGCUCCGGGAGUUUGAUGCCGCUGUGGAGGACUUCCUGAAGGCGCUGGACAUGAUGACGGAGCACCAGGAGGACAUGAUGCGGCAGGCGCAGCGCCAGCUCCUGCUGACCUACAACGACUUCGCUGUGCACUGCUACACGCAUGGCGCCUACCAGGAGAGCGUGCUGCUGCUCAACAAGGCCCUCAAGGACGAGCAGCAGGAGAAAGGCCUCUACAUCAACCGCGGCGAUUGCUUCUUCCAGCUGGGCCACCUGACCUUUGCCGAGGCGGACUACCUGGAGGCGCUGGCGCUGAGUCCGCACGACGAGGGCGCCAACCUGCGCAUGGGCCUGCUGCAGGAGAGGAUGGGUUACCGCGAGCACCGCAGCAAGCAGUUCAGUAAGGCGGAGAGCCACUUCUCGAUGGCCAUCCAGCACACUCCCGAGAGGGCGCAGUGCUACGUGCAUCGUGCCAAGAGCCGGCAGCUCAUGCAGAACAUUUUUGGGGCUCGCCAGGACAUUGCAACUGCCCUGCUCCUUGACCCUAAGCAACCGAAGCUGCUCCCGCUGAUGACCAACCUCUUCCCGGACAUGUCAGUGGAGGAGGUGCUUGGCAGCCAGGUGGCCCACCUGGCCAGGCUGCAGCUGAGUCAGGUGAUGAAAAGCAAGCUGCAGAAGAGCAUGUCUCAAGGCAUCAUAGGGCAGCUCUGGAAGCAGGAACUGGAGCGCCAGAAGGCCCAGGGCCUGCAGCUCUCAUGGGAGGAGGAACCGCCUUUGUGUGAGACCUCCGAGAAGCCAGACUCCACUCCCCAGACCCUGGAGGCAGAGCCAAAACCCCCACAGGAGGCCACGGGUGCCAAGGAAGAGGAGAAGCCGGAGCCUGCUCUUAGCAAGGUGAGGUCCCUGUCCGCCAGCUACUUCGAGCAGACCUCUUCAGGCUCCGUCCUGGGCUUCAGGACCCUGUCCACCUCGGAGACGGAGACGUCCAUUACCUGGCAGUACAGGAGCAACUCGACCACCACCGGGACAUUCUCUGAUUCCUCACUGCUGAAGACUCUGUCCUCAGACUUGGGAACCAACAGGGAAGACCUAAGCCUGAGCCACAGGCCCAGAGAAACUCAGGUUUCCUGGGGCCAGAACCAGAAGUCCAGCAAGACGGAGACCAUGCAGAGCGAGAGCCAGAGCCAGAUGCCAAGCAAUACCAAGGCCACCCGAGGCCCAAGGCAGAAGCCCGACAAGACCAAAACCACCCAGGUCUCAAAGCAGAGGCUCAGAAAGACCAAGGCUGCUCGUCGCCGGAGCCGGGGACCCAGCAAGGCCAAGGCCACCCGAGGCCGCAGCUGUGGACUGACCCGGAGUUCCAGCAAGACGAUGACUGUCUAUGACCCAAGUUGGAGCCCCGGCGACACUGAGGCCACCCAGGGCCAGGGCCAGAGGCCCAGCAACACUGAGGUUCCCCAGAGCUGGAGCCAGAGCACAAGCCCAGAGUUUAGCAAUAUCGAUGUCACCCAGGACCUGAGCCAGACCUCCAGCCAAACCCAGGCUGCCCAGGCCCCCUCCCCUGGCAGCUACACUGUCCCCUGA
Molecule: messenger RNA, 2451 nt
Organism: Molossus molossus (Pallas's mastiff bat)
Lineage: Eukaryota; Metazoa; Chordata; Mammalia; Chiroptera; Molossidae
Gene: TTC16
Product: tetratricopeptide repeat domain 16
Exons: 14
Coding region: 1-2451 (816 amino acids)
Molecular function (GO): protein binding
Source: RefSeq, a predicted model, not a curated record